AUGACCCUGGGCAGCUGCUGCUGCGAGAUCAUGUCCUCCGAGAGCUCCCCGGCCGCGCUGUCCGAGGCCGACGCAGACAUAGACGUGGUGGGCGGCGGCGGCGGCAGCAGCGGGGGGGAGCUCCCUGCCCGCUCGGGGCCCCGCGCCCCCCGGGAUGUGCUCCCCCACGGCCACCAGCCUCCGCUAGGGGACGCGGAGGCCGACGUAGCGGAGGACGAGGAGGAGUCCGGUGGCUGUUCGGACGGCGAGCCCCGCGUGCUGGCGCCCCGGGGGGCGGCGGCCGCCGCGGGAAGCCCAGGGCUAGGCGCGGCGGCGGCGGCGGCGGCGGCCCGGGGCGCGGCGGGGCCGGGGCCGGGGCCGGGACCGCCGUCGGGGGGCGCGGCGACGCGGAGCCCGCUGGUGAAGCCGCCGUACUCGUACAUCGCGCUCAUCACCAUGGCCAUCCUGCAGAGCCCCAAGAAGCGCCUGACGCUGAGCGAGAUCUGCGAGUUCAUCAGCGGCCGCUUCCCCUACUACCGGGAGAAGUUCCCCGCCUGGCAGAACAGCAUCCGCCACAACCUCUCGCUCAACGACUGCUUCGUCAAGAUCCCCCGCGAGCCGGGCAACCCGGGCAAGGGCAACUACUGGACGCUCGACCCGGAGUCCGCCGACAUGUUCGACAACGGCAGCUUCCUCCGGCGCCGUAAGCGCUUCAAGCGGCAGCCGCUGCCGCCUCCGCACCCGCACCCGCACCCGGAGCUGCUGUUGCGUGGCGGGGCUGCAGCCGCGGGAGACCCCGGCGCCUUCCUGCCGGGCUUUGCCGCUUACGGCGCCUACGGUUACGGCUACGGUCUGGCGCUGCCGGCCUACGGGGCACCCCCACCGGGGCCGGCCCCGCAUCCGCACCCACACCCGCACGCCUUCGCUUUCGCCGCCGCCGCUCCUUGCCAGCUGUCGGUUCCCCCAGGCCGCGCGGCCGCACCUCCACCCGGACCUCCGACGGCCUCGGUGUUCGCCGGCACGGCGUCGGCUCCGGGCCCGGCUCCUGCUCCGGGAUCCGGCCCGGGCCCCGCAGGCCUGCCCGCUUUCCUAGGCGCAGAGCUAGGCUGCGCCAAAGCUUUCUACCCCGCAUCCCUGAGUCCUCCAGCAGCUGGGACAGCGGCCAGUCUGUCCACCGCACUCCUGCGCCAGGGUCUCAAGACGGACGCGGGCGGCGGUGCGGGCGGCGGGGGCGCAGGGCCAGGGCAGAGGCCUUCCUUUUCCAUAGACCACAUCAUGGGCCACGGUGGUGGCGGGGCCGCACCCCCGGGCGGCAGCGAGGGUUCCCCGGGGUCGCCGUUUGCUGCUGCCGCGGGUUCUGGAAGUCAAGCCCAGGUCUUGGCCAUGCUGACUGCCCCCGCCCUGGCUCCGGUGGCCGGCCACAUCCGUCUCUCGCAUCCCGGGGACGCACUCCUGUCCUCGGGGCCCCCGUUUGCCAGCAAAGUCGCCGGCCUCAGUGGCUGCCACUUCUGACCGCACAGGGGCUCAGGGCCGGUUAGGCCCGCACUGGUCCGCCUCUGCCGGAGCUCCUGAGGCCCCAGCGGAACUCAGGGAGUCUUAUUUAUGACGAGU
This is a messenger RNA of Dipodomys spectabilis (banner-tailed kangaroo rat), 1590 nucleotides long. RefSeq names its product forkhead box D2 (gene Foxd2). The transcript has a single exon. Bases 1 to 1491 code for a protein of 496 amino acids. Gene Ontology annotation, molecular function: DNA-binding transcription factor activity, RNA polymerase II-specific; RNA polymerase II cis-regulatory region sequence-specific DNA binding. Gene Ontology annotation, biological process: anatomical structure morphogenesis; cell differentiation; regulation of transcription by RNA polymerase II. The record is from RefSeq and is a predicted model, not a curated record. NCBI's taxonomy places the organism in Eukaryota, Metazoa, Chordata, Mammalia, Rodentia, Heteromyidae.